Scaptodrosophila lebanonensis is the source of this 1687-nucleotide messenger RNA. RefSeq names its product solute carrier family 2, facilitated glucose transporter member 1-like. Gene Ontology annotation, cellular component: membrane. Gene Ontology annotation, molecular function: hexose transmembrane transporter activity. The record is from RefSeq and is a predicted model, not a curated record. The coding region runs from base 90 to 1610 and encodes 506 amino acids. Lineage: Eukaryota; Metazoa; Arthropoda; Insecta; Diptera; Drosophilidae. Gene Ontology annotation, biological process: monosaccharide transmembrane transport. The transcript has 6 exons.
AGUACAUGAAUUACAGCCGUCGGCGCCAGGCUGUGGAAAAUCAUUAGCCAAUAUUUCUUAAAGGCUCGUUAACUUGUCUAAAAGAUAUAAUGGCCUCAAAAACUCAAAAUGCUACUCAGCUGGACUCACUUGAACUUGCGAAGGCACCUCUAAUGGCACAAAGUGGAAAAACGCAUCGGCCCCAAUGGACUAAAGCGCUGACUUGGGCCAGCAUUGGUUCUACGCUUGGAACUGCUGUACCAGCGGGUUACUGCACCGGUGUCGUGAAUAGUCCAGCCGUACACAUGCGCGCCUGGUGCAACGAGACUCUGAUUAACCGCUAUGACCUUCACCUGACCGACUCGGGCAUGGAAUUGAUAUGGUCGGCAAUUGUGUCCAUCUUUCUUGUGGGUGGAGCAGCCGGCUCCCUAACAGGUGCCUCAAUUGCCAACAGAUUUGGACGCCGCAGCAGCUUUUAUAUAUGCGGCAUGCUCAUGUCCGGCGGUGCGGCUUGCUUUUUCUUUUGUCGUCUCCUGGGUUCUGUGGAGUUGCUUAUUUUGGGCCGCUUGUUGGUGGGAUUAGCAGCUGGGCUGACGACAACCUUCCUAGCCAUGUAUCAUAGCGAGAUGGCAGCACUGGAACAAAGAGGUGCCCUGGCACCACUCUGCGGCAUGGGUCUGACGGUGGGCGUCGUGUUGGCACAAAUCUUUAGUUUGCAAACGGUUUUUGGUGGUGCCGAUCGUUGGCACAUCGCUCUCAGCUUCUAUGCGGUUUUCGUUAUUAUUUCCUUUGCACCCUAUAGAUGCUACCCAGAUAGCCCCAAAUGGUUAUACAUUGUGAAGGGGAAGCAGGAGGAAGCCAAAGCGCAGCUGGAAAUACUUCGUGGCUAUUCAGCAGACACUGAAGAAUUAAAAACCGAGUUGGCCAACAUGGAAGAGGAAGCCACAGCCAAGAGUUCGACAAGCGGUUUUAGCGAGGUACUACGAAACCCCCGUCUCCGUCUCCCUCUGGUUCUUGUGUGCGCCUACCCAGGUGGUCAGCAGCUGUCGGGCAUAAAUGCGAUCUUCUAUUACUCAGUGUCGAUCUUUUUGAAAGCUGGUCUCUCCCAGAGAGCAGCGGAGUGGGUAAACUUGGGUGCGGGAUCCGUAAACUUGGCGGGCGCACUGUUCGGUCCACUACUAAUGGCACGUAUAAAUCGCCGUCCACUGAUGCUGUUUUCAAGCUUCUUCUCUAUGGUAUUCCUGUUUCUCUUUGCUAUGAUGCUUUACUAUAUUGAGUCCUACAGAUGGUUCGCCAUGGGCUGCGUCGCCUGCAUCUUUCUUUACAUAUUCGUCUUUCAACUCGGCCUCGGUCCAAUUCCAUUUUUCAUUGGAUCAGAACUCUUUGAAGUAGCACCACGUCCAGUGGCUAUGGCCUUGGGAAGUGUUUCCUCCUGGAGCUGCAAUUUCAUUAUCGGCAUGACCUUUCCCAGUUUACAAAAUGCUUGGGGCGCUCUGGUAUUUCUACCGUGCUCGUUCGUUUGUCUGCUGAUUUUCUGCCUCACAAAACGCUACUUGCCGGAGACGCGCGGUCGCGAUUCAUCUGCCGUAGCCCCUUUGAUGGCCGACGGUUUUAAAUCUAAAGUGCAUUAGAUAUAAGAUGGUGCCUUGAUUUAUAGUACCACCAUAAGUUGGAAAUAAAUAAAAUACCAGGUAGCCUAAUCCCCUAA